ACGACCUCAUUGUUGAAUAAUGGCGGCCUAAAAUCAUACGCUUGUGUAUCGUUGAAGUGUAAAGGAGUGUUAUUUUUUAUGAUUAUUAAAUAUCGUUUUAUUAAAGAACCGCAAAGAUGACUGUCAGUUUAGAAGAAUAUUUCCGAACAACGUUUGAGGAUAAACUCCUCGUGAAGAUGCCAGAGCGGGAGGAUGACCAUCUUACACCAGCCACCCGUCUUCUGGAGAAACGAAGAGAAAUGGCCGAAGUUGAGCAGGCUUUGGCAGCCCAGAAAGAGGAAUUUCAAAUGAAAAUGGAAAGUUUACAACAGAGAAGAGAAGAAUUAGAAAGAAAGGAAUAUCAGUUGAAGGAAUCACUGCUCAAGUUUGAUAAAUUUCUGAAGGAAAAUGAUUCUAAACGAGCCCGUGCUGUGAAAAAGACAAAUGAUGAAAAAGAUAUGAGAAAGCAAAAGGAUACAGAAAUAUCAAAGUUAAAAGAGGAAACAGAAAAAUUUUUGAAAUCAAAAGAUAAAUUACAGAAAAAAUUAGAAGCUUAUACAAUCUAUCAUGAAUAUAUGGAGAAAUGUUUAGAAGCUGGUGAAGAAUUUCAUGAAAUGCGUGAUAUAAUAGCUAGAUAUGAUACUCUCACUGCAACUCACAUGGAUUUAGUGGAACGAGAGCAGAAAAAUCAGGAUGUUAUUGAAAACCAAAGACAAGAAUUAAUGAAAUAUAUUGAAACAAAAGACAAUCAGAUCCUAAGUCAAAAUAAUCAGUUAUCUGGUCUCCAAACACGUCUAGAUAAAGCACAGAGUGAAGCUGUUAAAUGGGAAUCAAAAUGGACUCAUAUCAAAAAUACUGCUGCUAAGAAAACAUUAUUAUUAGGCAGGAUAAAGAUGGCAACACAUAAUUUACAUCAAUUGGUGAAGAAACAUCAAAAACAGCCCCCUACAGAUCAAGUUGAAGAAACAUCAGAACAAUUAAAUCAGAUAUUUGUGUUUGUAAGAGAUCUAACUGAUAUUGUUAUUGAGCUACGGAAGAGUCAUCCAUCCCAUCUCUCAUAUUUUGCACCUUCAUCAAGCUAUUAACUAACCACAACAAUUCAUUUAUGUACAUCUUACAAAAAUGAGUGUUUUAUUUUUUUAAUUUAUUGAAUGAAUUGUUUUAUUUCACCAUUGCUGACUGUUUGACUUUCUCGCGUUUUCAGAUUGAGGUAUUUGUCAAAGAUCUUGCUCAGAUUACGAACGAUAUCAAGAAAAUGGAAUCCUCCAGUGCCUCGUAUAUUCCUCCUUCAUCUAGUUAAGGACAAGUUAAAUUUGUUAAAUUAUAUUGAAUGUUUUAUAAUAAAAUACUGUAGAUAUGUAAAUCUGGAUAAGUUUUGGUAAUGUGAAAUAAAAUAUAUAUAAAGUCUU
Molecule: messenger RNA, 1388 nt
Organism: Patella vulgata (common limpet)
Lineage: Eukaryota; Metazoa; Mollusca; Gastropoda; Patellidae
Product: coiled-coil domain-containing protein 42 homolog
Exons: 8
Coding region: 117-1064 (315 amino acids)
Source: RefSeq, a predicted model, not a curated record